Messenger RNA from Leishmania major strain Friedlin, 2496 nucleotides. Its product is annotated as putative cytochrome P450 reductase. The transcript has a single exon. The coding region runs from base 1 to 2496 and encodes 831 amino acids. Gene Ontology annotation, cellular component: cytosol. Lineage: Eukaryota; Euglenozoa; Kinetoplastea; Trypanosomatida; Trypanosomatidae. Gene Ontology annotation, molecular function: FMN binding; NADPH-hemoprotein reductase activity; flavin adenine dinucleotide binding. The record is from RefSeq and is a predicted model, not a curated record.
AUGGUGCAAAAGCGGUACGUGGCCCUGGCAGGAGCGUUGGUGCUUGGCGCCACCUCCGCGGUGCUUCUGAUGCGACAGUGGAGAGUGCAGCGCGAGCGCAGCGAGUUUGCGGAGCGCUACGCGAAGCAAAUAAAGGCGGCCCGGGAGGCGCAUGCCCAGUUCUUGAACGGUGGCAGUGCUUCGCCGGACUCAGCGGACAUUAGCGACGCCGACUUCGACGACGAGGCCGCGGCCGUGAAGGUUAUCUACGGCAGCGAGUCUGGCAAUGCCGAGGGACUGGCGAAGGGCUUUGUCAUGACACUGCGCGACCGCGGCGUCCAGGCCGCGCUCAUCGAUCCUAGCCGGUGGGCGUACAUGGAGGACUACUUGUACCACAACAAGCGAAACGUGCCGCUGUUUCACCCCAUCAAGGUAGCGUCCGCCAGCACCAGGGCCGCCAAGAAGGAGAGUCGCAAGACUCCAGAGGAAGCGAACACACCACGUCCGCCGCUGGUGUACAUCUUCAUUGUUGCAACUGCUGGUGAGGGCGAACCGACCGGUAACUUCAUGGCUCUCUUCCAGGAAAUGCAGUCGGCGGUGCGGCGAGCUACCACAGCCAAGGUACCUGCCCAGUCCAGUGCCGUCACCGCAGGUGCGGCGCCGUCGUCAGCUACCGAGGAGGCACCAUUCAAAAACAUCUACUACGCAGUGUUCGGGCUCGGUGACAGCUCCUACAAGUACUACUGCCGCUCCGCCACCGACACGAACACUCUUCUCAAAAAGGGUGGCGGCAUCAACGUGCAUCGUGUCGGCUUCGGCGACGCCCGCUACGGCAUGCAGGAAGACGUCUUCGAUGAUUGGCAGGAGAAGGUGAUGCUUGCGCUGGAGGAGAAGUGUGGGCUGGAGAUGACAACGGGCACGCGUGCGCCGCCAAAGCCCGAGCUCCAGUUCCGCUUCCUGUCUUCCACCGCAGCGACGACGGCAGCGACCACGUCCACCGUCCCUCAGGCGGGACCCUGCGGAGCCGCCGAGGGCACCGCAGCGCCGAGCGCGACCGCCAUCACGAACAACGCGGACCCGAAUCGUAGCGUUCUCCUGAGAACCGCAACACCGAGCAGCGCCGUGGCGGCGGAGAGCACGAGCGCUCCGCCCAUCUCGCUCCCGUUUCCGCCGCCACCGGUGCUGCUGGAGCCAUCGCUACUGAACCCGACAAGGAUCCACCUCGUAACGAAGACGCAGCUGUCGCCGCCGCGCGACAGCGACGGCAGCAGCGUCUACCGUUUCUGCUUCGAGACGGACGGCACAGGCAUCUCGUUCCAGGCCGGUGACCAUCUUGGCAUCUUUCCCACGAACCCGCCGGAGAUGGUGGCGCGGUGCGCCAAGGCCCUCUCCAUCCCAGCAGGCGAGCUGGAGACACCGGUGGAGCUGUGCGAGAUGGUGCCAUCGCGCGGCAUUCUCCGAAACGUACUGCCGGCCCGUGUACCUUUGCGCGUUGUGCUGCAACGCUACGUGGACCUGUGCGGCCGUCCAAAGAAGUCGGCCCUGCGCGUUCUCGCCAAGUACUGCGCUGACCCGGUCCAGCAGGAGGCUUUCCUUGAGCUUCUCCGCCUCCCCGCCGAGGAGGCGGAGGAGGCGGCUGCCGGCAGCUGUGCUGCGUGGAAACCGAAGAAGCUGCGCACAGUCGUGGACUAUCUCGAGAAGUUCCCUAGCUGCUGCUGCAUUCCGCUUGGCCACUUCAUCGAGGUCAUGCCACGCACGCAGCCGCGCUACUACUCGAUCGCGUCGGACCGGAUGUCCCACGGCACCAAGGUCGAGAUCAUCGUGCGAGUACUCACGGACGGGCUGGCCAGCUCCUACCUCGCCCAUCGCGUCGAGGAAGGAGACGAGGUAUUUGCGUACGUCCGCAUCACCACCUUCCAUCUGCCGCAGCGCAUUGGAGAGAAGCGACCGGUGCUCAUGAUCGGCCCGGGCACCGGUGCUGCCGCGAUGGUAGGGUUUUGCUACAGGAAGGAGGCCAUCAUGCGAAAGCAACCGGCGGCCCAUUACGGCCCGACCGUUUUCCUCUUCGGCGCGCAGCGUCGCGAAACGGAGUACUUUGUAAAGGAGGAGGUCCAGCGCUGGGCUAUGGCGCCGGCCGAGAUGAAGCAAUGGGACGCCGAUCACCCGACCUCCCACGCGGGGCUGGCGGCGCGCCGCAGCAAGACACACUCGUGGGAGCCACUGCCCACCUCUGUCAUCACCACCGUUGAUUGCGCCUUCAGUAGAGAUCAAGAGGAGAAGAGGUACGUCACCUCUCUCAUUGACAAGCACAAGGAUCUCAUCUACGAGAUGCUCACGAGCACCGCCGGCGGCGGAUGCCUUGUCUUCUUGUCCGGUGAAGCAUCUGUCAUGGCGAAGGACGUGGACCGGGCACUGGUGGCGCUGCUGCAGGACCGUGGAGGCAUGACGCGCCUGGCGGCGCUUGAGUUUCUCCGGCGCCUAGAGAGCGACCACCGCUAUCUCAAGGAUGUGUACUAG